This is a messenger RNA of Lycium barbarum (goji berry), 2059 nucleotides long. Its product is annotated as pentatricopeptide repeat-containing protein At1g20300, mitochondrial. The record is from RefSeq and is a predicted model, not a curated record. The coding region runs from base 90 to 1643 and encodes 517 amino acids. Gene Ontology annotation, molecular function: protein binding. Lineage: Eukaryota; Viridiplantae; Streptophyta; Magnoliopsida; Solanales; Solanaceae. The transcript has 3 exons.
CAAAGAAAAGGGAAAAAGAAAGAGGAAGGUACAUAAAAAGAAGCUUAACAACACUUAAGCAGCAAAUUCUUGAAACACAGCUCAAAUCCAUGGCCGUCACAAAAUCCAUGUUACGCUUCAAUCGCUAUCUCCUUAAUCCCUUCUCUUGUCAUAGCAAAUUCAAACUCUUCACCACAUCUUCAACUGAAGUAUUAUCCGAAGAAGAAACUCAAUUAGCUGAAACUAUUCAUUCUUUAAUCAAAGACCAUCACCGCAAAAACCCUACAACAACUCCCAUUAUAAACCCUCACAUCACUUUCCCAACUCUCUCCUUCGAUUUCUCUAGAAUCUUCGAUAACAAACCCAUCUCCCCUCGGGUCAUCAACCGGGUCAUCGAGAAAUGCGGGUCGGUCCGCCACGGCAUCCCAUUUUCACAAGCACUAGCUUUCUUCAACUGGGCCACAGCGCGUGACGCGAGUGGCUCUUUCAUAGACCCUGAGCCACGCGCUUACAAUGAAAUGAUUGAUCUUGCUGGUAAGGUAAGACAAUUCGACAUCGCUUGGCAUUUGAUAGAUUUAAUGAAACUGAAAAAUAUCGAAAUCCCAAUUGAAACUUUUUCGAUUUUGAUUCGUCGUUAUGUUAGGGCCGGGCUUGCUAACGAAGCUGUUCAUACGUUUAAUCGAAUGGAAGAUUACGAUUGUAUGCCCGAUAGGAAUGCUUUUAGUGUAGUUAUAGGGAUAUUGUGUAAGAAAAGAAGAGCCAAAGAAGCACAAGCGUUUUUCGAUAGUUUAAAGGAUAAAUUCGAGGUUGAUGUGGUUUUGUAUACUAGUUUAGUUCAUGGUUGGUGUCGAUCGGGUAAUAUAUCCGAAGCAGAAAGGAUUUUUCGAGAAAUGAAGGAAUCAGGGGUCCCACCUAAUGUGUAUACUUAUAGUAUUGUGAUCGAUGCGUUGUGUAGGUCGGGGCAAAUUAGUCGUGCGUAUGAUGUUUUUUCGGAGAUGAUUGAUGUUGGUUGUCAACCUAAUGCGAUUACGUUUAAUAACCUAAUGCGCGUCCAUGUGAAGGCGGGGAGAACAGAGAAGGUGCUUCAGGUUUAUAAUCAGAUGAAGAGGCUGUCGUGUUGUCCUGAUGUUAUUACGUAUAAUUUCUUGAUCGAUGCUCAUUGUAAAGAUGAGAAUCGUGAUGAAGCGAUUAAGGUGGUUAAUGUUAUGGUUAAGAAAGGAUGUGAACCGAAUGCUUCUACUUUUAACCCUAUUUUUAGGUGCAUUGCUAAGGCUCGUGAUGUAAAUGCUGCUCAUCGAUUGUAUGCUAAGAUGAAGGAGUUGAAUUGUAAGCCUAAUACGGUGACGUGUAAUAUAUUGAUGAAGAUGUUUGCUGAUUCAAAAUCUACUGAUAUGGUUAUUAAGCUCUGGAAGGAAAUGGAUGAGAAUGAAGUGGAGCCUAAUGUGAACACUUUCAAGAUUAUGAUUUCAAUGUACUGUGGGAUGGGACAUUGGAAUAAUGCUUAUAAAUAUUUUAGAGAAAUGAUCGAGGAGAAGUCCUUGAGACCAAGUGAGUCGGUUUAUGACAUGGUAUUAAAACAGCUGAGGAAGGCAGGGCAAUUAAGGAAGCACGAAGAAUUGGUGGAGAAGAUGGUUGAUCGGGGAUUUGCUACUCGUUCUGUAUAAAAGGCAUUUGGACUGCUUGUGGAGUAUGUCUUAAGCUAGACUGUGGAAUCUCAGUAGUGCUGAUGUUAUACGGUAGAUAAAUGAAGUCUAACCCUCUUUCUUGGAAGGAUUUAUACGCGAUCAGAUCAUUUUAAAGACUUUUUAGGGGAGUUCUUUGCGGCAACGAGUUAUAUAACUGCAGCCUCUGUGAUAAUGGUUAGCUGGAGUUUUUGUUUUUUCAUCUCCAACAUGUAGAUUUGGUGGAAACUUUAUAUAUUUCUUGUCGUUGCAGAGCUUGAAAAUGCGACAAGUAAAAUGAAGCAAAGAACAACAACAACAUUAAUGUUUCUGUUUCCUCUUGUUGAAGCCAUAUCUUGGUUAUGUUUUUGUGGAUACAGAGACUAAAAGUUCGUUAAUAAGUACUAACGUUUUGAUUC